Molecule: messenger RNA, 540 nt
Organism: Alternaria burnsii
Lineage: Eukaryota; Fungi; Ascomycota; Dothideomycetes; Pleosporales; Pleosporaceae
Exons: 1
Coding region: 1-540 (179 amino acids)
Biological process (GO): chromatin remodeling
Cellular component (GO): Ino80 complex
Source: RefSeq, a predicted model, not a curated record
AUGGCACCAUUAACAGCCGCCUCGGAUGAGAAAACGCAUCAGGCACUUCUUGAUAAGCUUGACAUCUACGCAGUACCCAAGCCUUUCCGCAACCCAAACUGGAAGCCACCGCAGCGACGCAACAAGAACCUCAAGCAGAUUCUCGGCGAGGCGUCACGCAAAGAAGCCUCAGUCAUGGCCACACAGAACAACAGCGGUAACUCGACACCUGCCGUAGCUGCUGAAGGCAAUGCUGCUUCCGGCCGCGCACCGAACAUCGCCCAAGCAGCCCAGAGUCUGAGCACCCUGGUAUUGGAGAAGAACGGCAGAGCUGCUGCUGGGCCGGCACCUACAUACACCAACAUCGAGUCGGCUCCGAGCUUUCACCCGAGCAGUCAGAAGAAGUACUGUGAUGUCACCGGUCUUCCUGCACCAUACACCGAUCCCAAGACGCGUCUAAGGUACCACAACAAGGAGGUGUUUGGAGGCAUCCGUACCAUGCCACAGAACGUGUCAGAGGGCUAUCUCGCCGCAAGAGGUGCACACACAAUCUUGAAGUGA